Molecule: messenger RNA, 841 nt
Organism: Glycine soja
Lineage: Eukaryota; Viridiplantae; Streptophyta; Magnoliopsida; Fabales; Fabaceae
Exons: 2
Coding region: 126-665 (179 amino acids)
Source: RefSeq, a predicted model, not a curated record
UACACCACUACACCACCAUAAAUCAAACACACUAACGUUUUGGGCUGUGAGAAACUUCUGCAUUAACUAUAUCUGAGAGAACAAGAGAUCGAAAAUCCAGUUUAAUUUGGUCUGUUCUGUUGUUCAUGGCUCUUUCUUCUGUUAGCUCCAUGGACGUGCCACCGAUGCAAACGUCCAACUCUAGCGACCAAAAACCUACGACAAUGAUCAUAGAAUGGGCAUGCAUUUGCGACAAUAGUGAUGAAAUAGGAGAAGGUGGGAGAGAAGAGAGUGAUUUACACAAUCCAGGGAAAGGGACCGAUACAAAAACGAAUAUUAGAACAUCAGGACAAGAAAACAGCACAAUUGAUGAGAACAUUUCUUGUGCCUGUGUCAUUGAUGAAGAGGUAACCGAAAAGGAAGAGAAAGAGGAAGAAGCUGGAAAAGAAGAGAAAGAAAAAACAGUAGUACACGACCCAGGGAAAGGGACCGAUCCGAAAACGAAUAUUGUAGAGCAAGAGAACAGCAGAAUCAAUAAUGAUCCUCAAAUUGAUGGGAAGAAUUAUUGUAGCAGCGUGCAGGGUGAAAAGGAAAAGAAAGGAGAGAACACGGAAAAGGAAGAAACAGAGAAAAGUAAAACCUACAACCAUUCUUGUUCACUGCAAAACGCCAACAUCAUUCAAUGACCCUCUAUGGAAAACACACAAGGCUCGAAGGAGCAAGAAUAUGUAGUUACUAGUUAGUUUUAUUAUACGUAAGGGGGCACUUCUCUUCUUAAUUUACGCUUUUGCCUGUCUAUGAAUUCAAUAAUAGUUUAGAUGCUGUUGAUAAUAAACUAUACGUAAGGGUCGUAUCGUAUUAA